Purpureocillium lilacinum is the source of this 258-nucleotide messenger RNA. Lineage: Eukaryota; Fungi; Ascomycota; Sordariomycetes; Hypocreales; Ophiocordycipitaceae. The record is from RefSeq and is a predicted model, not a curated record.
AUGCCUGAUUCGGCAAGGUUGGCACACUUGGACAAAAGAUCCCGGCCCACUGCCGCGGGCGGCGACCCCCUGUCCACUCCAAUAAAUAACCUUAGUCGGGCAGCGCACGCUGUUAGCCUCGGAGGGGAAGGUCGACGGCGGGUGGCGACGCGAUCAGGCGGGGAUCCCAAACGGGGGGGUCAUGGUGAAUGGAUGUUGGGCGACUGGGCAGGCAGGCAAGCCCAGCCAAGGCAACCUGAUCUUGUGCGAUCUGUGUGA